This is a messenger RNA of Nylanderia fulva, 1471 nucleotides long. Its product is annotated as ketohexokinase. Gene Ontology annotation, molecular function: ketohexokinase activity. The record is from RefSeq and is a predicted model, not a curated record. NCBI's taxonomy places the organism in Eukaryota, Metazoa, Arthropoda, Insecta, Hymenoptera, Formicidae. Gene Ontology annotation, biological process: fructose metabolic process.
GGGUAAAGCGCGCCAUAACAAAAAUCGUCGGUCGAUCAGUGCGCAUCCGGGAGAGAUCGUCCUUGGAUCAACGAGUCGUUGACAUGACGACGAGCCCGGAGGAUCACGUCUUCGAAGAGGUCAAGGAUGACGCCUCGUCGACGGUGCCUCAGGUGACGAAGAUCCUCUGUGUGGGACGCGCCUGUCUCGACAUCGUUCACACGUGUCAGCAGUUUCCCGCGGAGGACUCCACUCAAAGAUCUAUCGACUAUAGAUGGCAAAGAGGGGGCAAUGCAUCAAAUACUUGUACCGUGUUAUCAUUGCUAGGACAGUCAUGCGAGAUUCUGACUUGUUUAUGUGCAGAUGAGCAUGACAAUUUUAUCCAAAAUGACUUGCGCAAAUAUAAAAUUGAUUAUUCUCACUGUCCCAUAGUAAAAGGCUUUGGCUGUGUUGUCGCAACUAUUAUAUUGAGUUUAAGUACUGGAACUCGUACAAUUGUGUAUCACAAUCAAAAUAUACCAGAAUUGACAGUAAAGAAUUUUGAACAACUUAACUUGGCAGAAUAUAGCUGGGUUCACUUUGAAGGAAGAAAUAUAGAUGAAAUGUUGCUUAUGACGCAGUGUAUAGAAAAUUAUAAUAAAUCAUUAAGAGACAGUAAGAAUUGUAUGCCAAUUAUGAUCAGUAUGGAGCUAGAAAAUCCUAAAUCAGGUGCUAGAUUAUUAGAUCUAUUAUCACAUGCUGACCUGGUAUUCAUUUCGAAAGAUUUUGCUAAGAUUCAAGGUUUUAACAACAUGAAGGAGGUAAUACACACUAUUGGCCAAGAUACUAGAUUUAGAGGAGCCAUUAUUUGUGCUUGGGGAGAAGAAGGUGCAAUUGCUCGUACUCCGUGUGGUGUGAUAGUACAAUCUCCAGCUUUCCCACCAUACAGUGUAAUUGAUACAUUGGGGGCAGGUGAUACAUUUAACGCAGCUGUUCUAUAUUAUUUAAAUAAGAGCAAAGUAGAAUUUAUGUGUAAAUAUAAUGAGGCAGCUUGUGUGAAUGAUAUUAAUAAAUUGUGCGAUGACACUUUUGAUAGCAGCGCAGUAGUUAAACAAGAAAUUAAACAAAAGGAGAAUUUGGAAUAUAAUCGAACAAAAUUUAUUGAUGAAACGGUUUUACAUAGAGCUAUCAGAUUUGCAUGCUCUGUUGCUGGCGCAAAAGUCGGCUCGAAAGGAUAUGAUUUUCUCGAUAAAAUUAAUACCUUAAAAUUUGAUUUUUCAAUACUUUAGCAAAAAAUAUUUUUUAAAUAUAUUGUAUAUUUUUUAUGCACACAUUUGUGGAUUUAAGUAAGUAUAAUAUAAUUCGAUGUUUAUAUAUAUAUAAAAUCUGAAUUUAAGAAAAAAUGGAGGACAUAUAUAUUGUAUAUGUACAUAUGUGUAUCUGCGUCCGAGUUUAGAUAUGCAUUAAUAUAUCUAUUAUUCACAUUAUUGUUAUUUUUAAGUUAAGCGAUAAU